AUCCCAGGACUCAUUUCUGCAAGCAAAGAAUCCAUGAGCUUAAUAAACGGUCAUCCUUGUUCAACAUUUUAAGCAAUUAACACUCAUCACCUUCUUUCAAUUUCGCCAUUUAUACACAUACGACAAUUAGGAUUGCUCUCUACUCGCACUAAUCCAAUCCAUGGCUUGUUCAAUUCAAGUCACUCCAUUCUAUGGCACCAGCUGUUCUAAUUCUCCCGUCACUAUUUUCUGCCGGAAACUUCACUCCGCCGUCAAUUUUGGCCGGAAAAUCGGCCGUCACAGAGUCGGCAGAGUAAUGAUGGUGCAGCAACCUGUCCAAGGAGCUUCCGCUACUUAUGCCAAAGAAAUGGAGCGCCUCUCUGCUAAAGAGUCCCUUCUUCUCGCUUUUAAGGAUGCUGGGGGUUUUGAGGGGUUAGUUUCUGGGAAGACGACUGAUGUCCAGAGGAUUGAUGUUAAUGAGAGGAUUACGAGUCUCGAGAGGCUUAAUCCAACGCCUCGUCCCACUACGUCUCCGUUUCUCGAAGGGAGGUGGAAUUUCGAGUGGCUAGGAACGGGGACCCCAGGGCUGUUUGCUGCUAAGAUUGUCUUCGAGAGAUUCCCUUCUUCAUUGACAAAUUUAUCAAAGAUGGAUGUCUUAAUUAAGGAUGGAAAUGCAAAGAUUACUGCACAGUUGAAAUUCCUAAACUCGAUUGAAAGCAAAUUUGUAUUAUCCACCAAGUUAUCUGUUGAAGGACCUCUUCGAAUGAAAGAAGAAUACGCUGAAGGAAUAGUCGAGUCUCCAACAAUUGAUGAAUCCACCAUACCUGAACAACUAAGGGGUGCUUUUGGUCAGGCUGCUACCACGAUGCAACAGCUUCCUGUUCCUAUAAGAGAUGUUGUGACCAAUGGGCUGAAAGUCCCUCUCAGUGGUUCUUACCAAAGAUUGUUUAUGAUUUCAUAUCUUGACGAAGAAAUUUUGAUAAUAAGAGAUACUGCUGGAAUACCUGAAGUACUUACAAGGUUGGAUACCCCUGCGGAGACCAUGGAAUCUGUUACAGAGUAUGUGAGUUAAAUGCAAUUCUCUUGUAUAUUCAAACACCGGAAGUAAUAUGUCACAAAGUUACAGUUCAGAGUUAGUAUACUGACAAUCCUCUCCUGCUCUUUCACACUACAAUUUAUCCGUUCUAUGUAAUCGUUUUCAUGUAAGUAUGUGUCUGCCUGCCUACAUAAGGAAAGUUUCCGAUUUUGUGAGCACAACCGGUCUGGACCGAGAUGAAAUGGUUGAUGGCACCAAAUAUAGGCAGAGCUAACUAACACUUGAGGCCUUGAGGGGGUUGGUAAUUUGUGAAGUGUCUUAUCUGUCUGUCAUGCUCUCUUUAUCUUGACACUAUAAUUUAAUACGUGACCAGCAUCAACUGUUUUCUUUAAAGUA
Molecule: messenger RNA, 1411 nt
Organism: Daucus carota subsp. sativus
Lineage: Eukaryota; Viridiplantae; Streptophyta; Magnoliopsida; Apiales; Apiaceae
Product: probable plastid-lipid-associated protein 13, chloroplastic
Exons: 7
Coding region: 161-1051 (296 amino acids)
Source: RefSeq, a predicted model, not a curated record